Molecule: messenger RNA, 2583 nt
Organism: Sitophilus oryzae (rice weevil)
Lineage: Eukaryota; Metazoa; Arthropoda; Insecta; Coleoptera; Curculionidae
Product: monocarboxylate transporter 12-like
Exons: 5
Coding region: 169-2121 (650 amino acids)
Biological process (GO): monocarboxylic acid transport; transmembrane transport
Molecular function (GO): monocarboxylic acid transmembrane transporter activity
Source: RefSeq, a predicted model, not a curated record
CGAUCUCCAAGUACCGCCGAGUAGCGCGCAGAUCGCGUUCAGUGAGGCCAGAACCAAGCGCGCCAAACAAACGUAAAGCUACGGUUGCGCUUAGCAAAAUUCAUAGACGCCGAUACUGAAAUCGUGAAUGAAUUAGUGGUGAUAGUGAAGGAUUUUUACUUUCAAAAGAUGGCACCUAACCACAAUACAACCACACCCAACGUAGAUGAACCCUACACCCUUCUAACUUCGGACAACAAAGAUGGCGAAAGCAACCGAGAUACCUCAAACGCUUAUCCAGAAGAAGACGUCACAGAGAAUCACAAACUCGUCGAAAAAGAGAAGACGGAUAACUCACACGAGGAUACUCCAGAAAAUCCACUAACUGAAGAUGUUGAAGUGGUGGUUCCGCCUGACGGAGGCUGGGGCUGGGUGAUAGUGUUCGCCUCUUUCAUGUGUAACCUCAUAGUAGACGGGAUCAUAUUCUCCUUCGGAACAUUUUUACCGAACAUAGCGGGAGAUUUCAACGUGUCCAAAGCUUCCGUGACGCUGGUAGGAUCCCUGAUGUCUGGGUUCUAUCUUAUAGCAGGGCCAUUUGCCAGUUCGAUAGCCAACCGGUACGGGUUCAGAUUGGUGGCCAUUGUAGGAGCGUUUUUGGGGGCUACGGCAUUGGCUUUGUCGUAUUUCGCCACAAGCGUGGAGUAUUUGUGCAUUACUUAUGGAUUGUUAGGAGGGAUAGGUUUCGGAUUCAUCUACGUACCAUCCGUUAUAACAGUGGGCUUCUAUUUCGAACGAUGGAGAGCUCUAGCAACGGGAAUAGCCGUUUGUGGUUCAGGAAUAGGAACCUUCGUCUUCGCCCCACUAAGCGAAGCACUGAUCGUAUCUUUGGGAUGGAGAAACGCACUUCUCAUCCAAUCCGUCCUUGUUUUGAGCUGUCUCAUCUAUGGAGUACUUUUUAGGCCAUUACAACCAACAACACUCAAAAACCUAAAGGACGACGAAUUGGGCGAAGAAUUGGUCUCAAACCCCACGAAACUCUCAUCAGCCACAAAAGCAAAAAUUGAGGAAACCGUGAACAAAAUGAACAAACAAACUAACAACAAUUCCGAUCAGGACAAAAUGUACGACGUCUAUCACACCAUUCACGCCCCAUCCAGCAUCAACUCCGAAUACCUGAAAGAAAAAAGGUUGAGCGUCCCCUUCAUCACGCAAAACGACAAACUAAAAUCGGACAAGUCAAUUUUAACCAGAGGUCUAUCCAAACCGAACCUGAGUCUGAGGAAAUCAAUUCUAGCUUUGAGCAACGGUGACAAAAUCAAUAGACCUAUUUAUAGAGAGGAUAUUUUCUUUGGACAGAGCUUGACGAGGUUGCCUCAGUACACCUCGCAGGGCUCCAUAGCUUAUAAUUUGUCGGUGACUAGGUUACCCACUAAAAACGACAUAUUAGAGGAAAAAGCGAAUUCGUGCAAAUGCUGUCCAGAAGCUGUAAUAAGAGCGCUCACGACCAUGUUGGAUUUCAGCCUGUUAAAAAGUCCCUCCUUCAUCAUCUUAUCUGUGGGAGGUUUCUUUACCAUGAUGGGUUUCUACGUGCCUUUCAUGUACUUGGUGGACAGGGCGACGGGGCAUAUGCCCAAGCAGACGGCUGUGUUGCUGGUGUCUUCUAUCGGUAUAGCUAACACGAUUGGAAGGGUGUUGUGUGGACUUCUUAGUUCGUUUCCUGGUGUUAACGCGUUAUUUGUGACGAACGCUGCUUUGACGCUGGGAGGAAUAGCUACCAUUUUUAGUGGACUGUCUUUGUCGCAGGAGUACCAGUUCUUCUACACAGUCGUAUUUGGAUUGGCGAUAUCAUGUUUCGCAUCACUCAGAUCCAUUAUCGUAGUGGAUUUACUAGGUCUCGAAAGGCUAACAAACGCUUUCGGCCUCCUGCUACUAUUCCAAGGAGUCGCUGCUAUCAUAGGCGCUCCAUUAGCGGGAGCCUUCAUGGACUACACCGGCAGCUACAACGCUUCAUUUUACCUCUCAGGAAGCAUGAUCCUGAUCUCCGCCAUUAUGUGCUACCCCUUAAACUGGGUAAACAGGUGGGAGAUCAAAAGAAACAAGCAAAAAGCUGAAGAGUUGGAGCAAACGCUAGAAAAAGUUUGAUUAAGUGGUAUUUUUAGUUGUUUAACGAAUUUUUCGGAUAAGUGACUUAUAAUUAGCUCAUUAUACUUUAAUCGAAUAUGCCUCACGAAUGAUGAGAAACGAAUUUCAGGAGUUUAGCAGUAUGUUCAAGUACUAUUAUUGAUCAGGAUGUUUAUUUGAAGUGGAGAAGUUUACGUAAAUUAAGAACGUAAUAGAAAAUUUCUAUAGCCAGCCACAUAACUUCGAAAAUGUAAUUAAUGUGUGUUUUCUUUUGCAACACGAAAGGUUGUAUAAAAGGAGGAGAAAUCUAGAAAGAUAAUUCUUAAAGUUAGACACAUAAAGAUAACACAGAGAUUAGCAAUAAUACAAGAUUAAUAAUUCUUAAAGAUUAUACUUCUUACCCCUUCUUAGCUUCAACCCUUUUUUAUUUAUUUUUUAGAUAAAAAAAGAGAUUUGGUAUGUUAGUAUAUGACAUAAAUUAGG